Molecule: messenger RNA, 3201 nt
Organism: Pygocentrus nattereri (red-bellied piranha)
Lineage: Eukaryota; Metazoa; Chordata; Actinopteri; Characiformes; Serrasalmidae
Gene: gpsm1a
Product: G protein signaling modulator 1a
Exons: 3
Coding region: 229-729 (166 amino acids)
Molecular function (GO): protein binding; GTPase regulator activity
Source: RefSeq, a predicted model, not a curated record
GACACAAGCCCACUCACAGGAAAGGCUGGGUGAGGUAGAAUGGGAAGUGCACCACGUUUUGCUGGAUUAUAAAGCAUUUAUUCGUUUUUCCUUUCUCGCACUGCGGAAGAAGAUUAGCAAGCUGGAAACCUCUGGUCAAUAACAAAACACGGGCAAGAAAGCCAGAGCCAGGGCUCUUCUAAUGAGGACUGCCUCAUUGCGGGCCUCUGCGAGUCUACAAGAGGCCGUAUGGCGGACCGGCGUGGUCAGCACACUCCACAGCACAACGGCCAACCGCGAGAGGCCUUGCCUGGAGCCCAGUCACCUGGGCGUCAGUCUCCACUGCUCUCUGGAGCCACCUCCCUCAUCUCCCUCACACAGACAGAAGAGCUAUUUGACCUGAUAGCCAGCUCACAGAGCCGCAGGCUGGACGACCAGCGGGCCAGUAUAGGAGAUCGACUGGGCAUCACGAUAACCCAGAACAAUGUUGGCCAUCUUUGUGAAGCCUGCAAUCCACAGGAGCCUAGUGAUGAAUUCUUCAAUAUGCUCAUAAAAUAUCAGUCCACCAGGAUUAAUGACCAGAGGUGCUCCCUGCCUCCAGCUCCAGAUCCGGAUGAAGACUUUUUCAGUCUCAUUCAGAGAGUGCAGGCUAAACGUAUGGAUGAACAGCGAGUCUCAUUUCAUCUGGAUGAGAAGGAUGACACAGACUCUGAGCCCAAGUCCAAGCCUUCUGAAGAAGACUCCAGUUAGAGACUGCUGCUGCACUUCACUGCCCUCAUUAAGCACUGACAACAUCCUGGAGCACAUUUCUGAGAGAGAAACAUUGCAGUUGUUGCUGGAAUUGGUAGACCUCUUGGCUACUUGCCUCAGCUUUGCUGCAUAAAGUCUAGACCAUUCUUUCCCAACUGUGGUCCUCUGGUGCUCCCGCACUGCAUAUUUUGACUCCACCUCAUGUAUGCUUGGGAUGAUUUGAUGAUAUCAUCACAAUACCACAGCAGAAUUAUUCUGUGGUGGUUUGAAACAAAUCACAAGUCAGACUCAAAAGAUACAAAUAUCAAAUCUUGGAAUUUUUGCUAAAAGCGCCGAAGUGCACAACAAAUGAGUCUGAGAUUAAUAGAAUGCAUAAAAGAGACACAAGUAGCUAGUUUUUGCACAGUUGUUUUGCACCGCCAAAUUAGCAAUGUAGAUGACUAGGGAUGUGCAUUCAGAUUAAUUUUGAUAUUUGACUAUCCCCAAGAGGUAGUGACCGGAUAUUUCAUUAACCACAAGGAAGAAGAAGAAAAAGGAAUUAUAGCACAUUAAUAUGUCAUAGAUCUUACUUAUAAUACACAAACAGGGUCGGUGCAUUGGAGGUAGCAGGCUAAAGCAUUUGGUAACAUGAAGGAAUACUUAGCAGAAAACAGCAGAAAACAAACAUAGCUAAGGGAGAUCUUUUGGUCACUGUGGGUCAAAAUGCUAAUAUUUUCAUGUAAGACAAGUCUUGAAUAAUGCUUCAGAUAAACUAACGAGCCAAUGCCAACCCUGGAGCUAACCAGCACAGCCUUAGACUUGUGAGCUCCUACACAAGACACUUUUCUUCUCAGUGAAUGAUGUGCCAGCAUAUUAGUUUGUUGAGGUACACUGAGAACAGAGAAAUGUAUUUGUCUCUUCUGUUAAUGCUAGCUGGAGUAGUUAGCCUAGGUACUGACUUAUCCAUCACACCUUUACUGUCAAGGGGAAUCAGACAUCACAAACAGGGUAUCAGUGAGGCUUGCUGAGCUAGCUGAGCACUUUCAGGUGAUGUUGGGGAGGGGUGGGAAAGGGAGAUGAAAGCUAUUAUUGAUGAAUAUUAUGCUUUCUUGCGCAGUGACAUUUCAGAUUACAGGAAAGCAAUAAUUUGUCUUUUAAAAUAUAUAAUGGAUCACAAUUCAAGGACAUGAAUCAAUGCGACCAAGGACAUGAAUUUACAAGGUACAAAAAGUCCAUUUUAAUUUCAGGUCAGCUUUAUAUAGUAUACUCGUGUUUUAUAGAAGUAAAGUAUGACGUAAUUUAACUUACAUACUUGAAUGAAAAAGAUGAGUAAAACUAUCCCAUCAGUUAGAACUUAGUGGCGCUUUGAAUCGCUGGCCUGUAUAUUUCUAUAUAUUUUUUCUGAUUUUUUCAUAUAUAUUGGCACCUCAAAAGAUUAACUGAGUACUAGAGAUCUCAUCCUUAUAGACUACAGAUUUUUCACACUGAGCAUGUUCUCUAACACGAAUGAUAGUUUUGUGUACCAGGAUAUUAAAAUAAAAUUCCGCCAAUUAUUAAAAAUUAAUAUUGCCCAACUCCACCCUCAUGUUCUAAAGCAUUCAUCUUCUUGAGGUUAAUACAGGUGCAUUCGAGCAAGUUAAACACUCCAAUAUAUAGCAGGGGCACUUGAGGACCACAGCAGGAAAACUGGCCUAGACUGAUAUGUUAGGACAAAAGACGGAGUUGAGGGAGACUUUAAUGUCUGAGGGAACAGAGCAAUUCAUCUGUUCUUCUGCCAACAGUUGCACUGUGAACGUGUUUGUUCAAAUUCCAAGUCAACAGCACUAUGGAAAAUUAUUAACAUAUUGAUGAUUUUUUUAAGGGUAAUGGAACUAACUGCUGUCACACAAAACAACCUAGAUCAGUGUCACAACAGCUGUCGCUCAUAAUUUGCAAGCAGAUAUGUUUACGUUUAAGUGGAAAAAAAAUGUUACAAAACGCACUGAAUAUGAAGCUGUUGAUUCCUGGCAGAUGGGAUGUGUUGUAUUUGAUAUAUGGCAUGGGACACCUCUGGUUUCAAUAGGCUGAUUCUUUAGAUAAGUAAGAAAAAUAAAACAAACUAAUAAAAACAACUAAAGAAGGUAUACUCCCAGCUGACCUGAUUAGCACAGGCUGGAACAGUGAUUUUCAGUAAAGUUUAAAUAAAGUUUUUGCAUACAUUUUUGCUUAGUAAAACAUAUCAAUAGAUUAUUCUUUUAAAUCACUAUAUAACCUUUUUUAAGUUUCAAUGAAUAAAAUGAGUGUUUUUAGUAUGGCUGUUCAUUAUUUUCUCUAAAAAAAGACACAAGAUUGCAUAAUCACAGCCUAACUCAUAAAUGUUCAAUAACUUAUCACAUUUGGCCAGAGCAGCUGGUAUGGUUUUCACACGCUUACUCAUAGUAGACUGAGCCAGGUUCAUGACUCUCUUUUCCAUCAGCAUGAGUGCAAACAGCAAGUGUUGAUUAUAGGCAUCAC